AAACUAUGCCGUGCGGUCGAACUGUCAGCUAUGGUCACUAGCCAAAUAUUGAGAUUGCCAUCGAGAUACACCAGGAGACAGAUACCGUACCUCAAGCAAAGGCUACGGAGAAUUUCUCUCACGGCGCACACAUCAGCCCCUCAAGGCGAGAGGAGUACGACCCGAUUGAGGGACUUCCCGGAGUUUAAAUUGCCUACUAUGGGCCGGGGUGGAGGAUGGACUUACGGUUUGGCAGACGGAUCAACAACAGUUAACGGAGUACAGUUACCGGAAUAUCGUGAUCAGUUUACGGAGUACUUGUACGGUUCCAAUGGUAUGGAAACUGUCAUUGCCGAUCGCGCGCUCUCCGGGAACCUUGGAACCAAGACCCCAAUUUUUGGCUUUAUUGAUGAUCGGGACUUGGGGGUUUGUACAGGUACCUUCAUGUGCUGUGCCCUACUUACUAUUGCCCUCUGGAUAGUAUCUGGCUUUUUUUCUUCUACCGAAAGGAGCUGAGGCAAUUCAAGAGAAUCAUCCUCCCGAGAGUGCCAUGCCAGAGAGUCCACGGGAAGUAAAGGAGUAAAUACUACCUAGUAUGUAUAUUGCGAAAAGGGAUCAGUGGUUUACACGGUAAGUUAGCUUUGCCACCAUGGAGAUUUUGGUGGCCUGGGGCCCCUGGGAGAGUCAAAGAUUUCCACAUCAUAAGCUUCUGCCAGACCACCAGCUAGUUAGGUUUUUGAAGAUUAGAUAUGAACAUGAAA
Molecule: messenger RNA, 740 nt
Organism: Aspergillus aculeatinus CBS 121060
Lineage: Eukaryota; Fungi; Ascomycota; Eurotiomycetes; Eurotiales; Aspergillaceae
Exons: 2
Coding region: 316-495 (59 amino acids)
Source: RefSeq, a predicted model, not a curated record